AUGUCGUCGGAGAACGAAGCUCACUGGUCAGUUGGUGGUUCCCGCUUCAGUCGCCUCACGCUUCAGGGCAAAAUUGACAACAAUGUAAACAAGCUUCGUGCCGACCGUGAGAGCGGCAGCCCGACUGCGGAGGCUCGUUAUUGUUCUGGUGGAUCAGAGAAGAAUAGUGCAGUUUUGGUUUCCCCUCCUCCGGCACCGUUUGCGACCAAGCGACGGAGAUACAUGGCUUUCGUGAACGACAAUGGGGAGGAAGUAGCGGAAGCAGAGGAAAUCGGAGCCGAUAAUCGUAGAUCUCGUAGGAGAUUGGUGAAGAAGCUCUGGGACGAUUUUGAUAUGGUGGCUAGGGAGAAUGAGGGAGCUGAUCUAUCAGAAACUGGAAACGAGGAAACAAUUGGGAAAUUGACAAGUUAUGAUGAUGAUGCUACUAUUAUGAAGGCGGAUGUUGAUGUAAAUAAUUCGAAGUAUGAAGGAAAGAAGGCGAAGGCUCCAAAGAAUAGCAAGAUUCAAGGUAACAAUAAAACUGUUUCUGGCAAAAACGGGGCUAGAACUUCCACAAUAUUGGCAAAGCGUGACUCCAACUAG
Messenger RNA from Prosopis cineraria, 582 nucleotides. RefSeq lists its product as uncharacterized. The transcript has a single exon. Lineage: Eukaryota; Viridiplantae; Streptophyta; Magnoliopsida; Fabales; Fabaceae. The coding region runs from base 1 to 582 and encodes 193 amino acids. The record is from RefSeq and is a predicted model, not a curated record.